Molecule: messenger RNA, 1080 nt
Organism: Cornus florida
Lineage: Eukaryota; Viridiplantae; Streptophyta; Magnoliopsida; Cornales; Cornaceae
Product: VQ motif-containing protein 4-like
Exons: 1
Coding region: 209-871 (220 amino acids)
Source: RefSeq, a predicted model, not a curated record
UCAAUCCUUAGUCCUAAUCCAAAAACAGGAAAACAAGAGUGAGAACAUAGCGCCUGGAGAGAGAGAGUUGGACAACAAGACAAACAAAUGAGCCUUGUUUUUCACUCUUCCAUACUUUUCUUCUCCACCCAAAAGCAACCCAACAAAGACUUUUUUGUGUGUCUCUUGAUCUCUUGAUAGAGGUGGAGUGGGAAUUAGAGACCCAUCAAUGGAAAUCACCUCUGGACUUCAAGAGAGAGAAAACCCAUCUCCUAUAAACACCCCAAACACCAAUGGAGGCGGAAGCAACAGCAACGGCAAGGGAGUCCAAAUUCAAACCCCACCAUUGACCCCAAAACCCAUGUGUAGAUCGGAAAUCAGGCCAUGCCAAACAACCUUUGUCCAAACAGACACCAUUGCAUUCAAACAGGUGGUUCAGAUGCUCACUGGAUCGUCUAAAACAACAAAGCAAGCGUCGAAAUCACCCUCUUUGGAGCCAGUGUCCUCUAAAGGUUACAUACCACCGAUCAAGACUGGACAAAAGAAGCAAGGCUUCAAGCUCUAUGAAAGAAGGAACCAACUUAAGAAUGGCUUCAUGAUCAGCCCUUUGGUGCCUGGCUUAGCUCAAAAUUCUGGCUCUUCACCUCGUGUUCCGGAGAUCUUAUCGCCAAGUAUACUCGACUUUCCUUCGCUUGUUUUAAGCCCUAUUACACCACUGACUGAUGAUCCAUUUAACAAGUCUUCACCUUCGGUGGGGACUUCACCGGAGGAAGAGAAAGCCAUUGCCCAGAAGGGGUUUUAUUUGCACCCUUCACCGGUAACAACACCAAGAGAAUCAGAGCCCAGGCUAUUGCCUCUGUUUCCGGUGACAGUUCCUGGCUCUUCUUCCUGACAAAUGGUGUUACUCGGGAGGAGGUUUAAUGGGUGUUGGAUGUUUGGGGAGAGAGGUAGAGAUCUUGCUUCAAUUGUACAAUUCAAUCUCUCUUCCUCUGUUUUUCAAAGAAGAAGCUAUUUGUUAGUUUUCUUCUUCUUCUUCUUCUUCUUCUUCUUUUUCUUCUUUUGUUUUUCUUUAUUUGCUAUUGUUUUCUUUCUACUUUUCAA